CUCUAUUGAGAGCGCUUUGGGCGUGCCGCGCUAGUCUUAUCACAGAGUGUCUAACGGUGCUCAUGAUCCCAUUUCAAUGUCGGUUUCAUGUCCCUAUCUCGCUAUGCCUCGCCCACAGGCAUGCUUCUACCUCGUCUAAAAUAUGGCUACAUCGCCAAUCUCGCGAUGCGUUCGUAAAGCUACGUUCCACUGAGGGUUUACGCUCUCGAAGUGCAUAUAAACUUCUGGAAAUAGACCAGAAGUAUAAAGUAUUCAGGGGUGCAAAUGUCGUGGUGGAUUUGGGUGCGGCCCCUGGUGGUUGGAGCGAAGUCGCCGUGAAGCGAAUAAAUCAGGUCAAACCGAACGGGACUGGCCAGUCCCGAGUCAUUGCUGUGGACGUUCUGCCUAUAGACCCUAUUCCAGGCGUCGAAUCUAUCCAGGGAAACUUUCUGAUUCCCGAAACUCACAAAUUAUUGAUAUCCAGCCUUGGCGGUUCCUCUGUCGAUGUCGUGAUUUCUGACAUGUGUGCAAACAUAACAGGAAAUCGUGACAGAGAUUCUGAGAACAGUUUAGACUUGUGCCGUGCAGCCUUCGGAUUCGCGAAAAUGCACAUUCCAGGAGUUAUCAGACCGCAGGAAGGAGGAAAUUCUACAAACGGCAAGGGCGGCAUUCUUGUGAUGAAAUAUUUUGAUCACCCAGUCAUGCGAGAAUUUGAACAGGAGCUCAAGCGAGCCUUUCGCCGAGUGAAUAUUUUCAAGCCGAAGUCGUCAAGAUCGGAAUCGGGCGAGAGAUAUUUUGUUUGCAUAGGCCACAACGAAAGGACUUCGUCUAGCCACCAACGAAAUAUAUUGUAGCAGUGUUACCAACAAAGAGUCCAUUCGAAAACAUCAUACAACCUCUAAAGAAGUUCGUAAAAAGUCCGUACAAUAUGCUCACUUGGUUCACGCCUGCGAUUCCCCAGGGAAGCUUCAUAUUCGUUUAGGAGUUGACGUUUUGCUGUUAACGAGUCGUACUCCGCCGCGGUUUCUCGUCGGUGUGUCUUGUGUAUCAUCAGCAUCCUCCUCAUCCGU
Cantharellus anzutake is the source of this 1049-nucleotide messenger RNA. RefSeq names its product ribosomal RNA methyltransferase. NCBI's taxonomy places the organism in Eukaryota, Fungi, Basidiomycota, Agaricomycetes, Cantharellales, Hydnaceae. Gene Ontology annotation, molecular function: rRNA (uridine-2'-O-ribose)-methyltransferase activity. The coding region runs from base 63 to 833 and encodes 256 amino acids. The record is from RefSeq and is a predicted model, not a curated record. Gene Ontology annotation, cellular component: mitochondrion. The transcript has 2 exons. Gene Ontology annotation, biological process: RNA methylation.